Molecule: messenger RNA, 3057 nt
Organism: Hyalella azteca
Lineage: Eukaryota; Metazoa; Arthropoda; Malacostraca; Amphipoda; Hyalellidae
Gene: nan
Product: transient receptor potential cation channel subfamily V member 5-like
Exons: 21
Coding region: 1-3030 (1009 amino acids)
Biological process (GO): calcium ion import across plasma membrane
Cellular component (GO): membrane
Molecular function (GO): protein binding; calcium channel activity
Source: RefSeq, a predicted model, not a curated record
AUGGGUAAUACAGAGAGCACCGUGUCAAAAGGCGUGAAGGCACAAGCCAGCGCCAGCCUGCCAGUCUAUGACCUCGUAGACGUCAAUGGCGGUGGAGAGCUGAUCGAGUUGAUGAAGAAAGCCACCAAGACCAAAGACUACACGGAGUUGGAUGAAGCGAUCCGCAUUAAGGUGGCGGCGAUGGCGUAUAACAAGGGACAAGGAAAAUGUAUUAACGUCCACACGCUCGUCGCACGCAGGAAUGCCGAGAAGCCGCUCUCCAAACAGAUCACGUUCCCUAAAAACCUGCCUGGGGAAGAAGCUGUCGCGGGGAAGUUCCAGCCUGGCGUCGAUGACCCUGCCAAGUUGACGGACAACGAAACAUAUCGAUACCAGUUCUGGGACCUGGAGCAUGUGGGGGCUGUGGGCGAGACGGUAGUGCACUUGUGUGUUCUCAACGCCACGUCCAUACACAAUGAGCUGCUCAAGCGCUGCCUCAGGAUAUACCCUUACAUGAUCAAUGAUGUCUACUUGGCUGACGAAUAUUACGGGGAAAAUGCUCUCCAUAUCGCCAUCGUGAACGAGGACCCAGCCAUGGUGAAGGUGCUGCUGGACUACGGCGCUAAUUAUCACGAGCGAUGCAUUGGGAAUUUUUUCUGCACCGAGGACCAGAAACCAUACAAGCAAGAUAACUACAACCACGAGUGGUACGACUUGCCCGUCAAAAGCAACUACUACGGGUACGUUUACUGGGGCGAAUAUCCUCUCUCGUUCGCCGCGUGCCUGGACCAGGAGGAGUGCUACCGCCUUAUACUGGCCAGGGGAGCAAACCCAGACAACCAGGACACAAACGGUAACACAGUCACUCAUAUGAUGGUCAUUUACGACAAAAUGGAGAUGUUCGACAUGUGCUUCGAGGCCGGGGCGACCAUCAGUCUCCCCAACCGCCAGAACCUCAUCCCCAUGACGCUCGCCUGCGUGCUCGCACGUCGGGACCUCUUCUUCCACAUCCUGAACAUCACGAGGGAAAUAUACUGGCAGAUUGGCUACGUGACUUGCGCAGCUUAUCCACUGGAAUACUUCGACACAAUCAACGUCAAGACUGGAGACACAGAGACCAAGUCCGCGCUCAACCUCAUCGCUUAUGGGAAUAAAGAAGAGCAUUUGGACCUCAUGGAGGGGCCCGUCGUGGACCUCUUGAAGACCAAGUGGGCAACGUUCGUGAAGUUCAAGUUCUACAAUCUAUUCUUCGUCUUCCUCACGUACUUCCUGAUCUCUACGGGAGCGUACGUGCUGCGUCCAGUGCCCUGCGUACCAAUUGGGUCUCGGGUCGCCGCCGCGCCCAAGCCGGCAGUGCUGCUGCUGCCGGCGCUAGGGAUCACCUGUGUCAACGUUAGCGUCUUCCUGGCGGACAACACGCGAUUACAACAUUCAAGCGUGACUACGUUGCCGAGUGAAGACCAAACGUUUGCGAGAAACUCAAUGCUGGGUGCAGAUUCGGUCUUUGAGUCUCCAAUCCUAUUGUCGACGUCGGGAUCAAACCUGCCGAUGUCAAAGCAAUCAGAUCUGCACGUAACGUCAGAGCCUGAAAUUUUGCGGUUUGAGAUCGAGAUGCCAAGUGAAAAGAUUUUAUCGAGCAGCGUCAUUUCAGAGGCUUCUGUCACUGCAAUGCCUGAGGAUGCCGUCACCGUGCGAUAUGUCGUUGAAGGAGAAGAGAUGUCUGUGACGGUGUCGAGUGCAUUGCACGACAUUCUUUCCCCGUCUGCUGACGAAGACUCAAACGUCACGACGCCGGACCCGAAGAAAGAUGUUCGUCCUCUCACCGCCUCGUCGUUCGCGUGCUAUAACUCCUCACACUACCUCACCCUCGAGGGCCACAACACGUCCUUCUUCGUCACCAAGAUCGUCAAGAGAGCGAAGCAGCAAGGCAAUCUGGUGGCCGAGGCUGCUGAAAGCCUCUUCCCUCAAGACGACAACGACACCAACACCACGACCGACCCUUGCCACUGCUACCUCUGGCAAAAGCCUGAUCCUCUGCCCACGGGAGAGGUCUACAUUCUCGGAGUGUCGUGGACCGAGGGCUCAUAUUAUGUUCGUAUUUGCUGUGAAAUUUUAACAGCACUAGGAUCACUGGCUUACAUCGUUGGCGCUGCGAGAGAGGCAAGAUUUCAAGGACUGCAAAUGUUCUUCGAAAACUUGAGCACGGUACCAUCACGCGUGCUGUUCUUGUUCGCGUGCGUGAUGGUGAUGUUCAUGGUGGUUAUGCGCCUGAUGUGCCAGGGAGUUAUCGAAGAUUGUCUGGCUGUCAUGGCUAUGCUAUGCACUGGUCCCUAUUUCCUAUUCUUCUGCAGAGGAUUUAAGACUGUGGGUCCGUUCGUGACCAUGAUCUACACGAUGCUGGUGGGGGACUUGUUGCGCUUUGUCACCAUCUACUUUGUCUUCGUCAUGGGAUUCUCACAAGCCUACUAUGUGAUCUACACCUCGUACAUGGCGAAGGCAGCCAAGAGUCACUGCAAGACGAACCCUCUAAGCACGCCCGUGGAGAGCGUCAUGAACAUGUUCAUCAUGUCACUCGGAAACUUCGGCAGCGUAUAUGAGGGCACUGAAUGUACGGCGCAUGAAACUUCAGGCAAGGUAUUAUUCAUCGUAUUUAUGGCCAUCGUAUCGCUGCUGCUCAUCAACUUACUCAUUGCCAUGAUGGGUAACACGUACACCAUCAUCGCAGAGAUGAAAAACGAGUGGAUGAGGCAGUGGGCGAGGAUCGUGCUGGUCGUGGAGCGAGGAGUCAAUCCAGAAGAGCGGCUGCGGCAACAAAAGAUAUACUCCCAGCCCAUGGCAGACGGGCGGCCGGCGCUCGUCCUGCGGCUGCAUCAAGACGAGGAGGAACGCGACGAGAUGCGCGACGUGCUCGACAUGAAGCGUGUGCAUCGCAAGUACGUCCAGCGUCGCCUGGCCAAGCAGCAGCGCGCAGCCAACGCCGCCGCUAACGCCAACGCCAAGACCAACGAGCCGGGCACUCGUGAUCCGGUCAGCGGCGCUAUUGGGAAGUAAAGUUCUGUAACAUUGGCUCCGAACCGG